Pogoniulus pusillus (Red-fronted tinkerbird) is the source of this 2784-nucleotide messenger RNA. It is a transcript of the gene CTNNBIP1, whose product is annotated as catenin beta interacting protein 1. Gene Ontology annotation, molecular function: beta-catenin binding. Gene Ontology annotation, biological process: negative regulation of Wnt signaling pathway. Gene Ontology annotation, cellular component: cytosol; nucleus; beta-catenin destruction complex. Bases 628 to 873 code for a protein of 81 amino acids. The transcript has 7 exons. The record is from RefSeq and is a predicted model, not a curated record. NCBI's taxonomy places the organism in Eukaryota, Metazoa, Chordata, Aves, Piciformes, Lybiidae.
CGGGGUGCAGCCCCUUCCUGCCGGCCGGCUCUCGGGUGCUGCCUGCGGCGCUGCCGCUGCCCUGGGCGCCGGGACGCGGCGGGUCCCUCCCCCGGCGCCGCCCAGGCACCUCCCUCCCUCCUUCCCUCCCGCCUUGGGCCGUCGCGGUGAGUCACGACGGAGGAGGCGGCCGCUCCGCUCCUCUCUGCUCGGCUCCGUUCGACUCGUGCGCCCGGCUGCCGCCGCCGCCGCCCGUGCCGCAGGACCGCCGGGGCCGGGCCGGCCCCGCACGCAGCACCGUGGCCUGUCCGUCAACUUCAGUUGCACAAGAGAGCAGAUAGACCAGAAUGAGCAAAACUACGGAGUGUUAAUAGGUCCUGAUUCAAUGCACAUUGAAGUCCUGUGAGGAACUUGGAAUUAAUUUCAUUGGGCUUUAAAGAAGUAUCCAUCUGUACACUUAAAGGAAGUGUGACCUAUAUUUUUGCAGCAGAGCUUCUGUAAAGGACCAGUAUAAAUACUGAAACAGUUUAAGGGCAGUUUCCUGGUGCAUUUUCCCCAGCUGCACUCAUUGACCUGGACUAAACACGUGGGUUACCUGACCUGCUCUGGUUUUUAGAAGCAGGAAAUCCAGGAGCUGGCAGGAGGGGAAUGAACCGUGAGGGUGUCCCCGGAAAGAGUCCGGAGGAGAUGUACAUUCAGCAGAAAGUGAGAGUCCUGCUCAUGCUGAGGAAGAUGGGAUCAAAUCUGACUGCUAGCGAAGAGGAGUUCUUGCGCACGUAUGCGGGUGUAGUGAAUAGCCAACUCAGCCAGCUCCCUCAACACUCAAUUGAUCAGGGUGCUGAGGAUGUUGUGAUGGCAUUUUCCAGAUCAGAGACGGAAGACAGAAGACAGUAACUGCAGGACACCUGAACAUGACAGAAGCAGAGAGGACCGUGAGACUCCUGAAGCUCGAGGAGGAUGGCUGAGCAUUAAUGAGUUCCUUUGCCCACCCUAAUUGUUCCUUGGUAUUCCUUCUCCUUUGUCAUUUAGUUUCCCUUUGCCCAACCCUCGGAAUGAAUCUCACAGCCGUCUAUUCCUGUAAGUUUUUGCCACUCAGCUGGGCAGUUAGUUAAGGGCAGACCUAAAGGUGUAUUUUUGAUUGGCUCCAGGCUGUGGUUGGCUAAAGGAAGAUGAGUUUUCCAAACUUGACCAAUGAAAACCUUUUUUCUUGCAUUUUAUUUUGUAUUUUAAAGCAAAUCUCUCGACAUCCUACUCUUAAAGAAGCUUUUCAUGCUGUGGUGCUUAUUUAGGUCAAACUUGUGAAUUUGAAGAGGGUUUGGUUUGGCUGCGUAGAACUGGAAGCAACUUGUGGUUGGUUGACAGUGCAGAUGCUUUCCCUUCAGUUGGCUUGCAGGUGUUUACUGACUGGCACAUUUUCCUGGCAGAAGGCUGAUGUUUGGUGCGUAGCUUACUCCUUACACUUACUGACUUGGGGCAGGGGGAAGGCCCAUGUGCUUUGCGGUAUUUAUUACAUCUACACACGUAUCAGCGCUUGCUUUUGGGGCUUGGUUUGGGUUUUUUGAUUGGCUCUGAAGUCAUGUUUUUGAUUUCCUGUUCGCUGCAGCGUGUCUGAUGCAAUCAGUUUUUCCAUUCGCAUCUGCUCUGUGGCCUGAAGCUCUUUUGGGAGCGUGAGUCGAACGCAGAUUUAGCUCAGUAAGUUACCUGGUUCAGCUGGCACACGCAGAUCCCCAGCGGUUCUGUGCUGCUCUCUGGGCUUCACUAGGAGCUCCUGGGAGGACCCAGCUGCUCAGGUGGCUUCUCUCUUUGCUUCUGACAGAGGAGCUGUAGAUAUUUUGCAGGAAUUGCAAGAGUGAGGUCUGUGGCUGUGACAGAAAUUUGCCAAAUUUGUAUAGAGAAUAUGUGACCUUGUUUGAAACACUGCAGAGUUCCACUUUAACCCUUUAGUUGCUGCACAAGAGUAGCUCUCACGCAAGGAGAAAUUACUGGUCACUAACUGACAUCCAGCUUGCACUGGGCUUUAAUAAACUGAACUUUCUAGACACUUGAAAAGCUGUGUGUGGGUUGGCUCCUUGCAGCUCUUGAUCUGGACCCUAAAGUAAUACCAUUUUCUUCAGGCCUUGCUUCAGGAGGCAGGAGCACUGCACUGAGCUGUUCAGUAGCGAGCGUCCAGGUGGCAUACUGAAGUUUACUGUCUCCCACACACAGACACAAAGCCACACACAGAGCUGUGCAGACUGAAAACCCUGCAGUGAAAUUCCCGAAGUGCACUGACUGUUCUGGAAUCUGCACAUGGCAUUUCUAGCACUGUUGUCUGAACCCUAGCACUUCAUUCUCUCUCCUAUGUGCAGGUCAUUUUUACAAUACUUCCAGGUUUCCCUGUGGGUUGCACUGACUUUUCCAAACGUUUCAGACUAUUAAAGCAGAACUGCAUUCACCUGCUCCUGGUUCCUUUCAUGUGGUUGUUAAUUAUUUAAAGUAACUCUCGCAGACUCUGGCUGUGACAAUGUGACCCUUUCUGUGGUGAGAAAUGAUGACAGGAUGCUGUUAUGGGCUCAGAAUGGGGGAGAAGCUAGAGAAAAGCCAUGGAAUGCAUGCAAAAGGAAGAAUGGACUUGUGAGCACGAGGAGGGAUGUGAUCUUGAGCAAAUAAAUACUGUGUGAUGAGAACAUCUCUUUGUGAAAAAGAUCUUCUUGAUUCAGUUGCAGCUUUGUACAGUUCACUGUGAAAGUAAAUCUUUUACCCCUGUUUGUUGGGACCACAUUAAAAAAAUCUUUAUUAAAAUAAACCAGGAAUGAGCACAAAAAA